AUGGAACCGUCAGAAUAUCACGCCAGUGGAAAUUGGUUCUAUCGGGAAAUUUUGGGUCAAAUCAGGAGUCAACCGCAUUUUCUCAGCGCUCACGACGACACCAACUGGUUAUGGCCCGUACCACCGUUAAGUAUACCAAAUCCAGCACGGUUACUGAAGUUGCGUUUCAGAAACUCCCCGCCCCCGAUGAUAUUCACGGCGUCAGAGAUCGAGGCCGAGAACGGGUCUCCAAUAGAAAUCGAGCUUGUUGACGCCGCCACAAACACUCGAGUCGAGUCCGACUCGAGUUCGUUCUUGCUGCUCGAGAUCGUAGUGCUGGACGCCGAUAUCAGCGAAGAUAGCUGGACCACGGAGGAGUUCAACCGGAAUAUAGUCCAGUCACGUGACCGGAAACGACCGUUGCUCGUCGGAGAUCUGACCGUGCCGCUUGUAUUCGGGUCCGGGGUGAUUGGCGACGACGUCGCUUUCACGGAUAAUUCGUCCUGGUUGAGGAGCGGUAAGUUCCGAUUAGGGGCUAGAGCGAUCCACGGAGGAGUUGUGGAGGCGAUAAGUAAAGCCUUCGCGUGCAAAGAUCAUCCAGGACUCGGAAAAUCUUCUCGGAAACACUACUCUCCAUAUCCCGAUUAUGAGGCCUGGAAGCUAGACAACACCGCCAAAAACAGCGUUACAGAAUCGCGUUUCACCGGCCGUGAUCCUCGUCCUCCACCUCUCAGCGUCCACAAACACUCCCACAAGAUUAACAAACCUCCUAAGUACGGCCAAGUGCGGGUGGUUAAGUACGUGAGCAACGAGCCCAAGAUUAUACACGCCACCGUAUCGGAUUUCAUGAACGUAGUUCAGCGACUCACAGGGUUUCAUAGCUCUGCGACUUAUGAUGUUGUAAUCAGAUACGGGAAAGGGGACGUAAGCAGCGAUGAUUUCAUCAGCCAUCUCCGUGCUGCUCUCUGCCGGAGAGGUGUUUCUGUCAAUGGAGACCCUGACGACGAUGACGUGGAUGCAGUUCCGGAAUGUAGGGUUUUGAUCAUAAUCUUAACGAGCACAUACGUCCCUUGCAACCUCGUAACCAUUCUUGAACGUCAACGAGAAGAUCCUUCUCUAGUUGUUUAUCCCUUGUUUUACAAAAUAUCGCCAUCUGAUUUGAUCAAUAACAAGAAGAAGUAUGAGAGUUCUUUUAUCCAAGACGAGUGGCAAGUUGCUUUGAAGGAAAUUGCUCAGAUGCCUGGCUACAUCUUGACAGAUAAGUCCGAGUCUGAACUUAUAGAUGAGAUUGUUAGAGAUGCUUUGAAGGUGCUACGUACUAAGGAUAACGAGAAGAUGAUUGGGAUGGAUAUGCAAGUAGAGGAGAUUUUGUCACUGCUAUGCAUUGAGUCACCAGAUAUUCGGAGCAUAGGUAUAUGGGGUACGGUUGGUAUAGGAAAAACAGCCAUUGCUGGAGAGAUCGUAGCUAGAAUCUCUGUUCAGUAUGAGACUUGUGUCUUCGUCAAGGACCUUCAUAAGGAGGUAGAGCUAAAAGGGCAUGAUGCUGUGAGAGAGGAUAUUUUGUGUAAACUCUUAGAGGUGGAACCACAUGUUAUUGGGAUUUCGGACAUGAAAACAAGUUUCUUGAGGAGUAGGCUUCAGUGUAAAAGGGUCCUCGUUGUUCUUGACGAUGUGAAUGAUUUACAAGAUGUUGAAACCUUUCUAGAGAAGCUUAGCUAUGUUGGUCCAGGAAGCAGAAUUAUCUUAACCUCGAGAAACAGGCGUGUUUUCGUACAUUGUAAAGUUGAUCAUGUUUAUGAUGUCAAGCCAUUAGAUGUUUCCAAGUCUCUACUACUACUCGGUGGUGAUACAUUUCAGAGUGUUACGUCAUCUGAGGUAUUUAGGACAUGGACACUUGAGAUGGUCAAAUUUUCAAAUGGAAAUCCGCAAGUUCUUCAAUUCUGUAGCAAGUCAAACCCAGCAUGGGAUCAGUCAUUUGAACACGUUUACAAAGCCUUUCGUAUCUACAAAGAAUGGAAGCAGUUAUCACAACGAAUUGAGAAAACCUCUCCAAUCUACAUUCCAGUUAUAUUUGAAAGAAGUUGUUAUGGGCUUGAUGACAACGAGAGGGGUAUAUUUUUGGACAUUGCAUGUUUCUUUGGAAGAAUGGAUAAAGACAACGUUGCAAUGUUGCUUGAUGGUUGUGGUUUCUCUGCACAUGUUGGAUUAAGAAGCCUUGUUGACAAAUCAUUGUUAACCAUAUCACACAACAUGGUGGACAUGCUCAGCUUUCUCCGGGCAACAGGUCGAGAAAUUGUUCGCCAAGAAUCACCUGACAGGCCAGGAGACCGCAGCAGGUUGUGGACUACGGACGAGAUCAUGGAAAUAUUCAUAGAUAACACUGGCACAUCAGCCAUUGAAGGGAUUUUCCUGAACAUGUCGAAGCUGAAAUUCGAUGCAAAUCCCAAUGUGUUCGAGAAAUUGUGUAACCUUAGACUAUUAAAGUUUUAUUUCUCGGAAGUGAUAGAGAACCACAGAGUGUCUUUACCUCAAGGUCUUGAAUAUUUGCCAAGCAAGCUACGGCUUCUCCACUGGGAAUGUUAUCCUUUGAGCUCCUUGCCGCGAAGUUUUGAUCCAAAGAACCUUGUAGAGCUAAACUUGCCAAAUAGUUGUGCAAAGAAACUUUGGAAAGGAAAAAAGAGCCUGGAGAAGCUUAGAAAGAUGAGACUUAGCUACUCCGACCAGUUAACUCAAAUCCCAAGACUUUCAAAUGCGCCAAAUCUUGAGCAUAUUGAUCUUGAAGGCUGUAGCAGUUUAGCGAGUAUUAGCCAGUCAAUUUCUUCUCUUAAGAAGCUUGUUUUUCUGAACCUUAAGAACUGCUCAAAGCUGGAGAGUGUUCCAUCUACGGUUGAUUUAGAAUCUCUUGAGGUUUUAAAUCUUUCUGGCUGCUCAAAGCUAGAGAAUUUCCAGGAGAUCUCACCAAAUGUUAAAGAAUUGUACUUAGGUGGGACUAUGAUACAAGAAAUCCCGUCAUCGAUCAAGAACCUGGUAUUUCUUGAGAAGCUGGACCUGGAAAACAGUAUACACCUCGUUAAUCUUCCAACGAGCAUCUGCAAGCUGAAGCAUCUUGAAACAUUGAAUUUGUCAGGCUGCACAAGCCUGGAGCGGUUUCCCGACUUAUCAAGAAAAAUGAAAUGCUUAAGGUUUCUUGAUUUAAGCAGGACAGCCAUCAGAGAGAUACCCUCCUCCAUAUCUUACCUGACAGCUCUUGAAGAACUGAGAUUUGUGAACUGCAUGAAUCUCGUAAGAUUGCCUGAAAACGUGUGGAGCUUAAGAUUCAAGGUUGAAUUUCGCCAGAUUGACACAGAGAAGUUUUCAAGACUAUGGAAUAGAUUUGGAUGGCUAAAAAAAGUUCAAAUCUCUCAGUUUUCUACUUCUACUCCUGUGGAAUGA
This is a messenger RNA of Microthlaspi erraticum, 3411 nucleotides long. Lineage: Eukaryota; Viridiplantae; Streptophyta; Magnoliopsida; Brassicales; Brassicaceae. The record is from the annotation of a GenBank genome assembly.